AUGAGGAUAACACACCGUUACGGCAGCGAUUCAGAGCUGGCUUCUUAUGACCACGAUGAGUUUACUCCGUCCCCGGGAUCGGAGGAAAACCCUGACAAGUUCUUAUGUACCAUGAUGAAGUCUGAUGGCGACCUUUGUUACGGGUGUGGAGAUUUGAUUACUGAGCGAUUUCUCCUGCACGUGAAUGGACAGGCGUGGCACGUGGGUUGUCUCCGGUGCUGUAUUUGCCAGAUUGGAUUAGAACGACAGACCUCAUGCUUCAUCAGAGAGGAUAAUAUUUAUUGUCGGAAUGAUUAUUCAAGAGAGUUUGGAACAAAGUGUGCAAAGUGUUACAGAACUAUACAGUCCACGGACUGGGUGAGGCGCGCGCGGGAAAAUGUCUACCAUUUGGCCUGCUUUGCAUGCGACAGUUGCAAACGGCAGUUAUCUACAGGGGAAGAAUUCGCUUUACAUGGGGACAGAGUCCUGUGUAAAAGUCACUACAUGGAGCUUCUAGAGGGCGGAUCAAGUAAAGAUUCUGAGUGUAGUCAGAAAUCAAAAGCGAAGCGUGUGAGAACAACAUUCACCGAGGACCAACUCCAGGUGCUACAGGCCAACUUCCAGUUAGACAGUAAUCCAGAUGGUCAAGACUUGGAACGCAUAGCACAAAUCACUGGUCUCAGCAAGCGCGUGACGCAAGUGUGGUUCCAAAACUCACGCGCACGUCAGAAAAAGCAGCAACAGGGCGGUGAACACACUAGUCCCUCCUCCAACUCCUCCCCGUCCAAACCACACAGUCCCCAGCACUGGUUAAAUGGAUCGGACAGUCAACAUAGCGAUAGCUAUUCCUUCUCAGACUGAAAUUCCACCAUUCCUGAUUAUAUACAGCUACUGUGACGAACAUUGACUAAUGAUGUCGAAUAUUUGAGUAAUCCGCAUGAAAAUAAAACUACUGUCACUGCACAGGAGAUUCAUGAUCUGGAGAACUUUGUGCUAAAUUAUUUUGUGAAAUACAGUAUUUUAGUUUUAUGAGCUGUUGUCUCUAGUCAUGUAUUUAAAUUAUUAAUUUGUUAUUGUAUGCUAUUUUGUUGCCAUAAAUCUUUUGCAAUAAUUUAA
This is a messenger RNA of Ostrea edulis (European flat oyster), 1095 nucleotides long. Its product is annotated as LIM/homeobox protein Awh-like. Gene Ontology annotation, cellular component: nucleus. Gene Ontology annotation, molecular function: DNA-binding transcription factor activity, RNA polymerase II-specific; RNA polymerase II transcription regulatory region sequence-specific DNA binding. The coding region runs from base 1 to 840 and encodes 279 amino acids. The transcript is spliced from 5 exons. The record is from RefSeq and is a predicted model, not a curated record. Gene Ontology annotation, biological process: neuron differentiation; regulation of transcription by RNA polymerase II. Lineage: Eukaryota; Metazoa; Mollusca; Bivalvia; Ostreida; Ostreidae.